AUGUGCAUAGUGCGCUCUCCUUUGAAGUACUCAAAACUUGCUGACGACAUAAAGCUGAUAACAUCCAUGGAGCACAAUAGCAACAUCAACAUUAACAAGUCGUUGAAUAUUGUCAACAAGUUGAAUAACAACAACAACUGCAGCAACCACAAUCGUGGAAUAGCCCUACAGAAUUAUCUCUUUCUUGAAAAUUUAAAAACUGCUUGUGAAUCUGCAACUGCUCAUGUUCAUACAGGUUCCAGGGUCAUAUCACACAAUAACAAUAAUAACGUUGACAAUGUCCACAAAGACGUCACCGCAUCUGCGUUGUCGACGACAUGCCCGUCAACUACAACAACUCCAUCUGUGCUACCAGCCACAACAUCAAUGCCACAGAGAAACGACUGCCACGGCACUUCGCUACCGCAGACAGGUUUUCCUACAACCUUAACAUCAUCAAAACCAGCAGAUGCAACACUAGCAACUCAUUCACAACACUACCACCAACAACAACAACUUUCAAGCUCAACAUCAGCAACCGACCUACAUUUAAGAGGUCUGGUUGAUGGUUUGACACGUUUCUUUACGCCAUCAAACAAGCGCUCCUCCAGAGUGUCUAGGAACGCCAUACAGCAGCAGCAACAACAACAACAUUCUCAACAACCACCAUUGCCAAGUAUGAACAGUAGCACAACUGCAGCUUUUAAAACAUCUACCAAAAGAAGAAGACAAAAUAAUUGCAGCUUAGAGAAGAGCAUAUCUGAAAUUAAGAUGAACAUGUUGAGUGACAAGUUAACAGCAAUCAAGAAUGAACCUGAUGAUGAGCUGUACAAUUCACUGCUGUCAACAUCAGUUGCCACUACCUUAUCAUGCCAGUCACCAUCAUCUACAACUUCCUCGUCAGCGCUGUCACUCUCACCAUUAUCACCAUUGUCACCAUCAUCAUCAACAUUUUUUUUAUCGUCAUCUUCCGUUGUCCCCUCUAUCACAACAUUAGCAUCAUAUUCAUCAUUGUCAGCAUCUUCAAGCACUUCGACAAUGAUGCUGGUUUCACUGCCUUCAUCACCUUCGAUUAUGACUGCAGCAACGGCAGGUACAGCCUCAUUCGUUACCACAUCUACCAACGGCACAACUACUACAACAGCCACAACAUCUGCUCAAGAUUUAAAUUAUCCAUCACUUAAUUUCAUUAUCUCAUCAUCGCUACCUACUCAAACGACAGCCACAAAGACGAAGUCAUCUACCAGACGAAUCUCAUCGUCAUCGUUGACCACUUCCGGCACGACGACCACCCACACUCGCAAACCACAGCGAGAACAGCUUAUUGAUGGACUUUCUCAUUUUUUUACCGCUCAAGGCAAACGCCGAAGUCGCAACUACGGUAGCAGCAACUGUGGCUUGCACAGCAACUACAACUUAUACAAAGACUACGUAUACAAUUCAUCAGACGAGACAACGUGCACAUCUAGAUCAAGGUCUAACUCUAGCAAUAGGUCAGCCGAUACAGCCCUCCGUGUCAGGACUUCAGUCGCAAACAAUUGUUCGUCACUCAGAAAACGGAUGCUGCAAUCGCCCUGUUCUGAUCACGAAGUUGGUUCUGUAGCCCCGACCUUGUCAACGAUCACCGAGAUCUCUCCUAUCAAGUUACAACAGCCAUCUUCUUCCUCUUCCGCUCAUCUGCCACAUUUGAUGAAUUCCGUCUUGUUAUUAAAUUCGUUGAAACGGUCAUUAUCGUCAGCUGUACCAUCAUCUUUGCCCUUAUCAUUAGUCACUUCCAUAAAACCUGUGACAUCACCGUCAUCAUCGUUCUCUUUUCCACCUUCAUUAUCACCUUCAUUGGUUUACUCAUCGACUGAUAAAGCAAAUAAUGCACCAACAAACUCUAAGCUUUGUGGUAAUAAUCCUGCUCUUUUGUCAUCGUCUCCAUCGUUAUUACCUUCAAAUACGUCAUUUACGGCAUCGUCGUCGUCAUCAUCAUCGUCUGUCUUGCGAGUUCCACAGGCCAUCAGCAGGUUGAGAUCAACAAGAUGGAUGAGUAACACUCGUAAACGACCACCUACCUUGCAACUAUCAAUCAGUGAUAGUGAGAAGGAGGAAGGGAAUGAUGGUUGCAAUUCCACUAAGAGCAAAAAUUAUAACCACAGUAAAGUUAUUAAAAAGACAGCAAAUCAUUUCAUCUGCAAUGAGAGAGUAAACGUUAAUAGGACAUUAGAUUGUAACAAUAACAUUAGCAAUAGCUGUAAAAAUAUUAUAAACAGUAAUAGUCUUAUAUCAGUUGUCUCCACUAAUAAUAACAGUGAUGAUGGUAGUAGUACAUCAAGAAGCAAAGAUGAGACACACAUACUACUAUCUUCAUCAUCAUCAUCAUCAACAACAACGUCCCAGUGCCACAGAAAUCGCAAGCUGCAACAACAUUCAACAGCCAGUCAUGAAAAGAGGAACAAACCAAGCCCAUGUGUUGUGACCAGUAAAAUUCUUCAACUUACACCUGGUUAG
Molecule: messenger RNA, 2475 nt
Organism: Helobdella robusta
Lineage: Eukaryota; Metazoa; Annelida; Clitellata; Rhynchobdellida; Glossiphoniidae
Exons: 2
Coding region: 1-2475 (824 amino acids)
Source: RefSeq, a predicted model, not a curated record